This is a messenger RNA of Cladocopium goreaui, 2742 nucleotides long. NCBI's taxonomy places the organism in Eukaryota, Dinophyceae, Suessiales, Symbiodiniaceae. The record is from the annotation of a GenBank genome assembly.
AUGGCAGCUCCGGCGUCGGAGAGCUUCGUGCAAUUUUCAUCGCAACUGCCGAAGGAGGAUCACUUGCUCCUUCAACAGCUGAGUAUCUUGGACCUCCUCAAUGCCAUCUGCACCGUGAUUUUAAAGCAGCGCCCAGAGGCUUCCAAGAUGGCUCCGCUCCUGCGAGUCGCGCUGGACGGCUUUCUGCAUUCCAAGCUCCAGCACAGUGUGUCAGGCACCUCGCUCCAGCGGCUGCUGACGCCGGAGAAGGCAUCUUUCGAGCGGUCGAUCUCGGUGGAUACCUCGCAGAGUCCCAAGACCCAAGAGGAGAGGCGUCUCUCCUAUGAGGGCGAGAACCGCUUCUGGCGGCGGCUGGGUGGGCAAGGCGAAUACGUAGGCGGCUCUCGCUUGCGGCUCCUACGGCAAGACGCGCUUACCAGGCACUGGUGCUGCUUCUUUGUGGAUCUGAAGGCGGGGCCAAAGAAAGCACGUCAAUACGAUAGCAAAAAUGCACCCCGCACUGAGCCCCGCGCCCACGAGCAGCCGAAGCACGAUGAAAAGUGCCCUCUCUGUCGCGGUCGAGAAGAAGCCACCGAGGUGCUUCGAGUUUGGCCAGAUGGACGUCUGGAAGAGCGUGAAGGGCUGCCAGAGGAAGAGGAGGACAAGUCAAAGUGGCUGGUCCGUGUCCUUCGCAAUCCUUUCCCAUAUCUCUUGACUCCGCAGGAGCUCUACGAGAAGCCCUUCCCCUUCGACCGCUCAAAGCACGCGGCCUGCUUUGGAGACAACGACAAUCACGCCGCCAACCCGGAUGCAGACCAUCCCUUAUACAGGAUGGUGGAUGGCUUCGGUGCUAGCGAGGUUGUGGUGGAAUCGCCCACUCACAAUGCACUCAUUGGCAUUGCCGAGGACUCCCAGGUGGUGAAUUCUUUGAGGGCCAUGGCUGCUCGAGGCCGCUCCCUGCGGAAGUGUGAGAGAGUUUUGCAACUUAUGUAUUUUAAGCAAUAUGGUACAGAAGCUAGCGGCUCCCUCAUCCAUCCACACAUGCAGAUUUGCUCAUUGCCCAUCGUCAGUCGCAGUUUGGAGCGACGGCUGCAGGACCACAAGGACUUUUUUGACCUCCACAGGUGCACGGGAGUUCAGAAGCUCUAUGUGGAUGAUGUCACUGGUGGAAAUUCCAUCAGUGUGGCGCGACUGGUGCACCAAACGGAACACUUCGUUGCUUCUGUGCCCUUUGCACAAGUUCCCAGAGGGCGAAUCAUCGUGGCCCCAAAGCGGCAUUGCCCUCGCUUCGAGGACUCCACGGAGGAUGAGCUCAAAGACUUGGGCCGAUUGCUGCGAUUACUUCUGGCCAGCCUCUAUAGAUCGAAGGAUGAUCCUUCUUACAAUCUGUUUUGGGAGAGCGCACCAACUGCACAUGCUUUUGCCGAUGAUGACGAACGCGAAGAGGUCGAGCGAACCUUCUGUUGGACACUGAACAUUCGUGUUCCACAGAAGUCCUCGGGGUUCGGCCUCGCCAGUGGCGUGGAUGUCACCAGGCAACUUCCAGAAGAAGAAGCUCGUGAGAUGCGAACAGCUCUUUUGCAAGAGGUGGCUUAUCCAAUUCGAACCUCCGGCUUCGAUGCGGAAAUGCUGAAUUUGGAGUUCCCCAAUACGGUGGGACCCUUUGUCAUGGUGAAGGCCCAACUUUUCCCUCGUGUCUUCAACGCUUUCUUCACUUUGCCACAGGCCAAAAAGCCAGAUCCCACCAGUGAAACCAGCUUCAUGGUUGGUGUCCAACCUUGUGAGAUCGGCUUGGAAGAGGGCGAUUUCUUGUUUUGUCAUUGCUCACCGCUGCAUCCGACGACGCUCUCAGCGGCCACCCGAGCUGCUGCGGGCAUCCCAAAAUCUGCGGCGCAUUUCGCAUGGGCCUAUCCUGUGGAUAAGUUAAAGCAUCCAGAUCUUUGGCCUCUUCCUGGACCCGAGCGCGCUUUCUUGGAAUACGGUGGAUACGUGUACUUCGAUCACGAUUGCACAGUGGUUGGAACAACAUCCAUCAGCCCUGCCAGCGUUGGAACAGGUCUGCUGUUUGGCGCUUCCAUCCCACUGCCGGAGGAUGUGGCCGAAGCCCUGUCGCGUCAAGGCCGCUUCCAGGAGGUGACUUUCGAGGCGCUGCUGCAAAAAGGCGCCACCCACUUUGCCUGGUUGAGGCCCAAGGAGUUUGCGAGCUCUGGUUUGCACUGCCCCAGUGGUGCUUUUGCGUAUAAGUUCGCAACCGGAGAUGAAGCCAGGUAUUUUCCUGUCCUGCCACCUCCGCCACCUCCGCCUCCACCACCGCCAAGGAACCCGGAACCCACUGAGGCAGACCUCCGUUGUGCAGACUUCCUGUUGCAGGUCCGUUUGCACACCAGAGAAGGUUACGAGGAAGCCUUGCGGUUGGGAGAGGAAAUCCUGAGACUUGAGCCAGGGAAUCGCCUGGUACUUGAAUAUCAGGAAGUCAUCAGAGGUUUCCUCCGCACCUUUGGCGAGUACGUUGAACAGGCCACUGUCAAUGGGUCAGAGCCAGGCAGUGGCACAGAAGGGCACAACAUUGCACGAUUCCAUCCAACUGCAUCCAGCAGCAUCCAACUCAUUGAGGUUCAAGCACGGCAGGCAGACCCCAAUCGCACUCCUAGCGAGGUCUCCACAGAAGAGUCAGAGGUAGCUGAAUCGGAGGAUGAGUCGCAGCAGGAUGUCGUCAGCGAGGUCCCAACUGAUCCUGCGAUAUCGCCACGUGAAAUUGAAUAA